Messenger RNA from Darwinula stevensoni, 1340 nucleotides. The record is from the annotation of a GenBank genome assembly. NCBI's taxonomy places the organism in Eukaryota, Metazoa, Arthropoda, Ostracoda, Podocopida, Darwinulidae.
GUUCCCAGACAAAAUCCACUAACGCGUCAAUGGGAUCUGAAAAACAGCGAUUAGUCAUCGAGAGGAUCGUCGAGGGAGAACCGACCAUGAAGCGAUCCGUUCUUCUGAUCCUGCUGAGCCUGGCGAUGAGCUGGGCUCAACUGCAGAACGCGACCAUCUACGACCUGCCCAAUUUCGACGAGGGCGGGGCUUGGAGUUCGAGGAUCGGGUAUUGCCCGGACUUCAGGGAUUGCGAUCCCUUCAUCGGGGACAAUACGGUCUCCAGCACUUGCGUCGUCGGCAUCUGGCUCUUCUACUCGGAAUACUUCUACAACUACGAGAACUUCGGCGGCGUCGAGUGGGUCCACGGCACUAACUACUGCACGAACCUGGGGGCUCUCAGCAACCAAGUCUCAUCGCUCAAGUAUGUCGGACAUCCGUACAACUGGAAGAUCGACACGAUCACGCUCUACGAAUUCGACCUGUUCUUCGGACUGGAAUACCACGAGUGGGUGGACGCGACGGAGGUUCCCGAGCAGCUGAGCGGCGUGGGGUCCGUCAUCAUCACGGGGGAAAACAAUUGGACGGUCUACUCACUGCCGAACUACGACGGCGACCGAGUCUGCCUCGGGGUCGACCAGGGCCAAUACGUGGGCUUCGCGCCGGACCUGACCGCCUUCGGGGUCGGCACGGUCGGGUCGUUCCGGCGGGGGUGCUUCUCCGACAGAAACCUGCAGGAUAUCGAGAGGAACGGCGAGAGAAACAUGAAGCGAUCCGUCUUGCUGCUCGCGUUGAGCCUAGCGAUGAGCUGGGCUCAACAGCAGGUUGCGCUCAUCUACGAUUGGCUAGAGGGCGACGAGGGCGGAGCUUGGAGUGAGAGGAAUUCGUAUUGCCAGGACUUCCGGAGUUGCGACCGAUACAUCGGGGACAACGUGAUCUCCAGCACUUGCAUCACCGGCGUUUGGAUUUUCUACGGCGAAUCUAACUACAACAGUCAGAGUUCCGGCGUUGUGGAGUACAACGCUGGCGAUUAUUACUGCUGGAACUUGGGGAUCGCAAACAACCAAGUGUCGUCCUUGAGGUAUGCAGGAGAUACAUUCGCCUGGAAGGACCCUUCCCUGAAUUUGUAUCAGUUUGAAUAUUUCUGCGGGAUGGAGUUUUUCGAGACACAGGACACGCCUCAGUUGCCUGUCGAAAUGGACACCGUGGAUUCCUUCAUCAUCACCGGUCGAGAAUACUGGACUCUCUACUCCGUGUUCAAUAUUCCCACGGUGAAAUCCUUCCGGCGAGGAUGCUUCGCCGAGAGGAAGAUCCUUCUCAGGUCUGACCAGCGCGGCGUGGAAAUCAGCGCCAGAAAUUAA